Messenger RNA from Anoplophora glabripennis (Asian longhorned beetle), 781 nucleotides. RefSeq names its product lactoylglutathione lyase. The record is from RefSeq and is a predicted model, not a curated record. The transcript has 5 exons. Bases 152 to 715 code for a protein of 187 amino acids. Gene Ontology annotation, molecular function: metal ion binding; lactoylglutathione lyase activity. NCBI's taxonomy places the organism in Eukaryota, Metazoa, Arthropoda, Insecta, Coleoptera, Cerambycidae.
UAAAACUGAGAUGUGAACAGGUCUCGGAUCUCUCUUCUCUUAUCCUUAUCUAUGAAAUAUGAAUAGAUCCUUCUGAUAACUUACAAGUAAUUAAUAAUUUUCACUGAAGUUCAAUAGAUUUACACAUAUUUUAGGACAGAUUUUAAAUAAAAUGGGCGAUUCUGAAAACCUUCCAAUAUCUAAUGAAGAGGCUUUAAAUUUGUGUAAAGAGCCAUCAAGAGACACAAAGGAUUUUAUCAUGCAACAAACAAUGUACAGAAUUAAAGAUCCAAAAAAGUCCAUUCCUUUCUAUACAGAAGUUUUGGGAAUGCAGUUGCUAACAAAACUAGAUUUUCCUUCAAUGAAAUUUUCACUAUAUUUUUUUGGUUAUGAGAAGCCGGAAGAUAUACAAAAUGAACUUUCUUCCCCAGAACGAAUUGAGUGGACCUUUGGUAGAAAAGCAACAAUUGAAUUAACACAUAACUGGGGAACAGAAAAUGAUGACAGUUAUAAACCACACAAUGGAAAUCAGGAACCAAAAGGAUUUGGUCAUAUUGGCGUUAUGGUGCCGGAUGUUUACAAAGCUUGCGAACGAUUUGAAAAACUUGGCGUCAAUUUUAUAAAGAGACCCGAUGAUGGAAAAAUGAAGGGCUUAGCCUUCAUUACAGAUCCUGAUGGAUAUUGGAUUGAAAUAUUUAAUAACAAAGCGACAGCCGGUGUUGUUAAAAAAUCUUAAGGCUUUUUUACUUUGAUUCCUUCUUGUAUAUUGUUUACUGUAUUGUAAAUAAAUUUAUCACUAUUA